This is a messenger RNA of Diaporthe amygdali, 777 nucleotides long. RefSeq names its product nad-dependent epimerase dehydratase. The transcript has a single exon. Bases 1 to 777 code for a protein of 258 amino acids. The record is from RefSeq and is a predicted model, not a curated record. NCBI's taxonomy places the organism in Eukaryota, Fungi, Ascomycota, Sordariomycetes, Diaporthales, Diaporthaceae.
AUGCCCAUCGUACUCAUCGUGGGCGGCCACGGCAAGGUGGCCCUCGAGAUCACCAAGAUCCUUGUUGCGGAGAAGGAGCCCGCAUACACAGUGCACAGUCUCAUCCGCAACCCAGACCAGUCCGGCGAGCUUCAGAAGCUCGGCUCCUUCCCCAUCGUCCAGGACGUCGAGAAAGCCACUGUUCCCGAGCUCCUCGGCACCCUGAGCCGCGUGAAACCAGACGUGGUCAUCUGGGCCGCCGGAGCCGGCUAUGGGUCGCCCCCGGAUCGCAUCGACGCUGUCGACCACAAGGCGGCUGUCAAGGUCAUGGAUGCGUUGGGGAUCGCGUCUCAGGCCGGAGAUGCGGGCAAGAGGCUUUUGAGCAUUAGUGCGCUUGACCUGCGUGAUCGGGAGAACAAGCCUGUGCCGGACUGGUACAAUGAUGAUGACAAGAAGCAGAGUGACGGGGUCUGGAAGGGAAUUGGCGAUUUCAUGAAGGCUAAAUUCGAGGCCGACAAGGACUUGAGGACUGGAAAUGACAAGCGGGGGCUGAACUACACAAUGGUCAGGCCCGGCGGGUUGAGCAACGACCCUGGCGAUGGAUUUGUCAGUGCUGGCAGGGUGCACCUGGGAAGGAUGGUAAAAAGGCAGGAUGUCGCCAAAGUUGUUGUUGAAUCCAUCAAGAACGAUGACACUAUUGGUCUCGCCUUUGAUGUAGUUGGGGGAGAAGACAUUAUCGCAGAGGCUGUCAAGGAAGUCGGAAAGGAGAGGAUUGAUACCUUCGAGGGCUACUACUAG